UUCAGUCUCGCGAGACAUCCGGGUUCUCGGUAGAUUCCUUUCCUCUUUCUCUCGCCCCCACCUCCGUCUCGUCACGGUCAGCGCGGGAAGGCGACGCAAGAACUGUGCUGCAGCUGCUGGGUGGGAGGAGGGGGGAGCCAGCCGGGAAAAGUCCGGGUUAAAAGGAGCAACUGAGUCAGUCAGAGAAAGCCCUCCCAAAAUGGCGUGUACAGAGCAGAGAGAGCCAGAAGAUUACAAGAGGAGGGGAAGAAGAUCUUCACAGGGUCAUGAUCCUAAGGAACCAGAACAACUGAGAAAGCUGUUUAUUGGUGGCCUGAGUUUUGAAACAACAGAUGAUAGUUUAAGAGAACACUUUGAAAAAUGGGGCACACUCACAGACUGUGUGGUGAUGCGAGACCCACAGACAAAGCGUUCCCGAGGCUUUGGUUUUGUAACCUACUCUUGUGUGGAAGAGGUGGAUAGUGCAAUGGCUGCUCGACCACAUAAGGUUGAUGGACGUGUGGUAGAACCAAAGAGAGCAGUUUCCAGAGAAGACUCUGUGAAACCUGGUGCCCAUUUAACAGUAAAGAAAAUAUUUGUUGGGGGAAUUAAAGAAGACACAGAAGAAUAUAAUUUAAGAGAAUAUUUUGAAAACUAUGGCAAGAUUGAAACCAUAGAAGUAAUGGAAGAUAGGCAGAGUGGAAAGAAAAGAGGAUUUGCUUUUGUGACAUUUGAUGAUCACGAUACAGUUGACAAAAUUGUUGUUCAGAAAUACCACACCAUAAAUGGACAUAAUUGCGAAGUGAAAAAAGCUCUCUCCAAGCAAGAAAUGCAGACAGCCACUGCUCAGAGAAGUCGUGGGAGCAACUCGGGCAAUUUCAUGGGCCGUGGUGGAAGUUUUGGAGGUGGUGGUGGUGGUGGAGGAGGAGGAAGUUUUGGCCGAAGUAGCAGCUUUGGGGGCAGAGGAGGUUAUGGUGGUGGAGGUGGCGGCGGCGGCGGCAGCAGAGGGAGUUUUGGGAGUGGUGAUGGAUACAAUGGUUUUGGAGAUGGUGGAAGUUAUGGAGGCAGUCCUGGAUAUGGUGGCAGAGGAGGUUAUGGUGGUAGCCCAAGCUACGGAAACCCAGGUGGUGGAUAUGGUGGUGGAGGUGGAGGCUAUGAUGGUUACAACGAAGGAGGAAACUUUGGUGGCAACUACGGUGGCAGUGGAAACUACAGUGAUUUUGGAAAUUAUGGUGGACAGCAGCCAUCAAAUUAUGGACCCAUGAAAGGAGGUGGCAGUUUUGGUGGUAGAAGCUCAGGCAGUCCUUAUGGUGGUGGCUAUGGAUCAGGAGGAGGAAGUGGUGGCUAUGGUGGAAGAAGAUUCUAAAAACUGUAGCAAGAUACAGGCUACAGUUCUUAGCAGGAGAGAGCGAGGAGUUGUCAGGAAAGCUGCAGGUUACUUUGAGACAGUCGUCCCAAAUGCAUUAGAGGAACUGUAAAAUCUGCCACAGAAGGAGCGAUGAACCAUAGUCAGAAAAGUUACUGCAGCUUAAACAGGAAACCCUUCUUAAAGACUGUCAUAGCCACAGUUUGCAAAGAGUGCAGCUAUUGAUUUGAUGCAAUGUAGUGUUUAGAUGUACAUUCCUGACUUUUUUAUUUGUUGUUGUAGCUUUGUCUUUUCUUCAUAAAAUCAGGUAUAUUGCCCUGUAAAUUUGUGGUAGUGGUACCAGGAAUUAAAAACAAUUAAGGAACUUUUACUUUUUCAAUACUUGUGUAGUUCAGUUUUUUCUUACUGAAAUUUCUUUAAAGAAAUGUAGUUUUAGGGUAUAUUCUUGCUAGGCAAAAAUCAGUUCAUUAUAAUCUGUAUUAAUUUAAACUAUAGAACUGCUGAAUCACUUAAGAACCUUAGUUUUUCUGCAUAUGUAACCGAAUGAAAUGAGUUGCACAUGCAUAGGGAGAGAGAUGUUUGCAUUAAAGCUUGUUUAGCUGUAUAACUAGGACUUGAGUCAUUUAACUUAGUGCUUGUGAAUGAUAAGUUUUACUUUCAAAUGAAAAUUCUAGAUACUUUUGG
Messenger RNA from Hemicordylus capensis (graceful crag lizard), 2029 nucleotides. RefSeq names its product heterogeneous nuclear ribonucleoprotein A3 (gene HNRNPA3). The record is from RefSeq and is a predicted model, not a curated record. NCBI's taxonomy places the organism in Eukaryota, Metazoa, Chordata, Lepidosauria, Squamata, Cordylidae. Gene Ontology annotation, molecular function: RNA binding. Bases 200 to 1345 code for a protein of 381 amino acids. The transcript has 12 exons.